UACAUACAAUCACAAAUACUAUUUUACAACUUUGUGAUCUGCUGAUGAUGAAAGUUGGACUUUUGGUGGAUUAUGUGGAGGUGUCUGCACGAGUUCCAGGUUAACAUCUUCUUUUUCGGACGUUGAAAUCCUUCAUAGCACGCUUUUGGGAAUUUAAUCUGAACUUUGUGAGAAGAUGGAUAACAAGGAGGAAUCAAAGAGUUGUUCUGUCAGUGUCCUGACCUGGGAGCAGGUGAACCGGCUGAAUGAAGUUCUGACGGAGGUUGUCCCUGUUCAUGGACGGGGAAACUUCCCUACCUUAGAGGUACGUCUAAAAGACAUUGUGGCGCGGGUGCGCGCCCGCCUGGAGCUGCGUGGUAUCAGAGUAAAGGACAUCCGUCUCAAUGGGUCCACAGCUAGCCACGUGCUGGUGCAGGAUAUUGGCUGGAGCUACAAGGAUCUGGACGUCAUCUUCAGGGUGGACCUGCCUCACGAGGGAGAGUUCAGGCUCAUUAAGGAUGUGGUGCUGGGUACCCUGCUGGACUUCCUGCCUGAAGGUGUAAACAAAGAGAAAAUUACACCCAUGACUCUCAAAGAGGCUUAUGUCCAGAAGCUGGUGAAGGUCAACACGGAGCAGGACCGCUGGAGCCUCAUCUCCCUCUCCAACAAUAACGGCCGCAAUGUGGAGCUGAAGUUUGUGGACUCAAUACGCCGGCAGUUUGAGUUCAGUGUGGACUCCUUUCAGAUUGUGCUGGACUCGAUGCUUGCCUACUACGAGCAUGCACAGACACCCAUGUCACAGGCCUUUCACCCUACUGUGAGUGGGGAGAGUGUGUAUGGGGACUUCAGCAUGGCACUGAGCCACCUGCAUAACAAGCUCAUCGCCACCAAGCGGCCAGAGGAGAUCCGAGGUGGCGGUCUGCUGAAAUACUGCAAUCUGCUGGUGCGGGACUUUCGGCCGGCCAGUGAGGAGGAGUUCAAGGGCCUGGAGCGGUACAUGUGUUCACGCUUCUUCAUUGACUUCCCUGACAUCGGUGAGCAGCAGCGCAAGGUGGAGGCCUACCUCCAGAGCCACUUUAUAGGCGAGGAGAAGAGCAAGUACGACUACCUCAUGAUCCUGCGGCGAGUGGUCAACGAGAGCACGGUGUGCCUUAUGGGCCAUGAGCGGCGGCAGACCCUCCACCUCAUCUCGCUAAUGGCCUUCCGAGUGCUUGCGGAGCAGAACGCUAUCCCUGAUGCGUCCUGCGUCACCUGCUACUAUCAGCCGGCGCCUUAUGUCCGAGACCACAACUUCAGCAACUACUAUGUGUCUAACCAGAACAUUCCAACAUGGCUGCCGUGUAACUGACAAAACGCGUAGAAGGAUGUACAAGAGGACAACGCCUCCGCUGCUGCUGCUGCUUUUGAGAAGAGAGAAGGAAUAAAAACACCUCCCCAAAAAAAUUAAAGGAAAAAAAAUAAUUGUUGAGGCAAUAAAUGCUAUGUUCUUCUCAAGGCACAUUUAUAUUUAA
This is a messenger RNA of Micropterus dolomieu (smallmouth bass), 1490 nucleotides long. RefSeq names its product terminal nucleotidyltransferase 5C (gene tent5c). Lineage: Eukaryota; Metazoa; Chordata; Actinopteri; Centrarchiformes; Centrarchidae. The transcript has 3 exons. The record is from RefSeq and is a predicted model, not a curated record. Bases 176 to 1327 code for a protein of 383 amino acids. Gene Ontology annotation, molecular function: poly(A) RNA polymerase activity; RNA binding. Gene Ontology annotation, biological process: mRNA stabilization.